AUGGCCCUUGACAUUGUGGCGGGUCUGACGGCCACACAAGAGGGCAUCAACCGCCUGAAGCCCGCAGCAGAGCCCCUGGUCACGCGCCUGUUCCGCCUCGUCCCGGACAGGGCCCUGUCCCAGCAGGUCUGCCCGCUGCCGCUGCCCCUGCUGCUGCUGCCGCUGCUGCUGCUGCCGCUGCCGCUGCCGCUGCAAAGUGCGACGGUGGUGCUCGCGACGGUUGCGGCGGCAGUGAAAGGCGAGUUGGCAGCAGCGCUGGCGGAUCCAGCGGCUGCUCCGUCCCCAUGCCUUCCUUGUAUCAACCCGCACCGCACCCUUUGCACCGCUCCUGCUCUGCAUGCCCGCUUCAUAAAAAAGGCGCUGGCUGCCCUAGUAAACCUGGCCCAGGACGACGACGCGCGCGGCGCCAUGGUGAAGCUGCGCGCCGUGUCGCGCGUGCUGGAGGCCAUCCGGGAAAAGAGCUGCCCCCACCUGCACCUCUUGACCAUGCUGCUGGCCAACUUGACAGUGGAGGAGGCGGCGUGCGAGGAGCUGCUGCAGCUGGGCAGCGGCGGCAUGGAGGGACUGAACAUGGCGCUGCUGCUGAAGAUCUUCAUCACCAGCGCGGUCACCCUCGACGCGCCAGUGCCGGGCCCCAGCAGCGCCAACGGCACCAGCAGCAGCGGGGGCGCGGGCGGCGCGGCCUCCCCGUCAGCGGCGGCAGCGGCCCAACCAGGCAGCCUCGCGUCUGCGGCGGCGGAUGCGGACCCUUGCCAGCAUUUGGGGGCGGUCAUUACGAACGUGACGCGGCUGAAAAAGGGGCGGGAGAUUUUGCUUGAGCCCGGCCGCGGGCUGCUGCAGGCGCUCGCGGCGCAGCUGGCGCCCGGCAGCAGCGAGCGACGGCGGAGAGGGUGCAGCGCCGCGCUGCGCAACUGCUUCAUGUCAGCGGAGGCGGACGGCACUCUGGACCAGAUUGUGUCUGACGAGGCGGUGCUGGCGCGCAUGCUGGAGCCAAUAGCCGGCGGCGCCAAUGCUGACAAGGACGACAACGUCCGGGAGGCCCUGGCAGAGGCUGUCGCCGUGCUGGCUGCUGAGCCGAGCGGUCGCGGGCGCGACGCGCUGCUGGCGGUGGACGCUGACACAAAGCUGCACAAGGGGUACGAGUACGAAGACCACCCCGGCGUGUGCGCGGCGAUGGAGGCGGCGGGGCGGUGCUUCAUCAAGUUCGGGGACGACGAGGACGCGGAGCAGAGGCAGACGGGCGGCGGCAGGAGCUGUCUGCAGUGA
Messenger RNA from Monoraphidium neglectum, 1266 nucleotides. RefSeq lists its product as hypothetical. NCBI's taxonomy places the organism in Eukaryota, Viridiplantae, Chlorophyta, Chlorophyceae, Sphaeropleales, Selenastraceae. The transcript has 5 exons. The record is from RefSeq and is a predicted model, not a curated record. Bases 1 to 1266 code for a protein of 421 amino acids.